AUGGAUACCUCAAUGAGCCCAGCCAACGAGAUCGAAGACAAUGAGCGAAUUGAGGGUGACGGUGACGAAGCAGCGGCGGAUGGGGCAGAAUCAGUCGCAUCUUCAUCAGACCUGACAGAAGAUGGGGGCACUGAAGAAGACCUCCUAGAAGAAUUCGAGGCGACGUUGAACAAACUCACACUGGACGCCGAAACCAUCGUUGCCGCCCAGCCUCGAGCCACUCAGCUCCACCUUACCACGCAGACCAAAAAGAUCUUCAAGGACUACAAGCAGUAUGGCUCGAUGGCCCGGCUCAAGAUUGGUGUCGAGAAGCUACUUGCUCCCAGCCCCGACGAGGAGAAGUUAUGCUUUUCAGGACCUGGGAAAGAUAAGACUUCUGGAAGACACGAACUUGAACUCAAGGGCGGCAGACCUGGUCAUUACGGCCGAGCUUUCGCGACCAACUACACCAAAGAUGACGACGAGUACGAAUCUUACGGCGAGAUACCAUGCCCGGGCGAUGUAGUCGACAACCCUCUCUUCCCCGACCUGAAGCCGCACCUCCAUCCACUGCGCAUCAUCGACCCAGAGUGCAUCCCCUACGUCACCAACCUUCCCUGGAACCCUGUGGCAACCACGCUGAGCUGGCCGGCCGGUCUACAGUGGCCGAAAGGGCUGCUCGGCAAGCUGAACACCAUCCUAAGCAUUGUCGACCAUGAAUGUCGGGUCCGGCUUUUCCACCACGUGUCGCGGUAUGGCCCAUCGCCAGUCUUCCGCGCCGGCAUUGAACAGCAGGUCCAGAGCCACUACUCGACCAUCUUCCAGACUGCACGACAACACUAUCUCGGUUUCACUCCCGAGACGCGGGCGUUCUUGCGCUCGGUCUACGAAUCCAAGAAGCGCCUGAACCGCGCGGAAAAACGCCUGCUGGCCCAAGUGUGCAGAGUCGCCGAGGGAUCCAUCGACAUCUUCUGGGAAGACCUCAAUGAGGCGAGAAUGGGCUUCACCGCCAUGAAAGUGUUCGUCAUGGCCCGAGAACUGGAAAAGGCACAAGAAGCAAGAAACUUGAGCACCGACAAACCGAAGGCAUCUCUGUAG
Molecule: messenger RNA, 1077 nt
Organism: Capronia coronata CBS 617.96
Lineage: Eukaryota; Fungi; Ascomycota; Eurotiomycetes; Chaetothyriales; Herpotrichiellaceae
Exons: 1
Coding region: 1-1077 (358 amino acids)
Source: RefSeq, a predicted model, not a curated record